CGUCAAGUUGAUGUAUACACACCACAUGUUCCAUAACAUAACCUCAAUCUUUUUUAAAUCUCAAUUUUAAAAGUUUUGUGAAUAUUAAUAAAGAAAAAUGAUUCCAAACGAAACUAAUACUGACUUAAAACGUCUAUUAUGUCGUUUAAAAUCGGAUACGGGCGAAACUGUCGGAGAUAUAAUGGAUUUACCCACAAAUGUAACUGUGGAACAGCUUUCCUUAAUUUGCAACAAACUUUUAGAGCAAGAAGAGAAUGUGCCUUAUUUAUUCUUUGUUGAUGAAAAAGAGAUUAAAACAGAUUUAUCAAGUGUGAUAGAUUUGCAAACGUUAAACACAGAAAUUGUUUUGGAUAUUGUUUAUCAGCAACAAGCUGUAUUUAGAGUUCGUCCAGUAACGAGAUGUACAAGUUCUAUACCUGGGCAUGCCGAAGCUGUUAUUUCAGUGAGUUUUAGUCCUAAUGGAAGACAUUUAGCAAGUGGUUCAGGUGAUACUACUGUUAGAUUUUGGGAUAUCAAUACACAAAGUCCUUUAUAUACUUGUAAAGGUCAUAAUAAUUGGGUUUUAUGUAUCGCUUGGUCUCCAAAUAGUAAAAAGUUAGCUUCUGCUUGUAAAAGUGGUAAAUUAAUAAUUUGGGAUCCAGAAAAUGGACAACAAAUUGGAAAAGCAAUGAUUGGGCAUAAACAGUGGAUAACAUGUUUAAGUUGGGAGCCCUAUCAUUCAAACACAGAAUGUAGAUUUAUUGCAACUUCAUCAAAAGAUUGUGAUGUUAGAAUUUGGGAUACCAUUUUAGGUACAACCGUACGUACUUUAGCUGGGCAUUUGAAAAGUGUAACCGUAGUAAAAUGGGGUGGAUCAGGAUUAAUUUACACUGCAUCUCAGGAUCGAACUGUUAAAGUUUGGAGAGCUAAAGAUGGGAUAUUAUGUCGCACAUUAGAAGGGCAUGCUCAUUGGGUAAAUACUUUAGCAUUAAACACGGAUUAUAUACUUCGAAUUGGACCUUUUGAUCCUGUGAAAGACCCCAAUGAUACAAAACAAAACGAUGGUGUUGAAAAAUUGAAAGAAUUUGCUUAUACAAGAUUUAAAAGUAUAGUUCAAGUUUGUGGGGAAAGAUUAGUUUCGGGUUCAGAUGAUUUCACAUUAUUUUUAUGGGACCCUGAAAAAGAAAAGAAACCUUUAGCCCGAUUAACGGGACACCAACAACUCGUAAAUGACGUUAAAUUUUCUCCAGAUGGUAGACUCUUAGCUUCAGCCUCAUUCGAUAAAAGUAUAAAAUUAUGGUCAGCAAAGAAUGGAAAAUUUUUAAAAACUUUACAUGGGCAUGUUCAAGCGGUUUAUAUGGUCGCUUUCUCAGCAGAUUCUAGACUUUUAGUUAGUGGCAGUGCUGAUUCGACAUUAAAACUAUGGAAUUUAACAAGUUAUAAAUUGGAAAGGGAUCUUCCUGGACAUGCCGAUGAAGUUUACGCUGUUGAUUGGUCGACAGAUGGAUCUAAAGUUGCAUCUGGGGGAAAGGAUAAAGUUUUAAAAUUGUGGCAAAAUUAAUUUAAAUAUAUACAAUAUUGUAUAAGAAAAA
Onthophagus taurus is the source of this 1571-nucleotide messenger RNA. RefSeq names its product notchless protein homolog 1 (gene Nle). Gene Ontology annotation, cellular component: nucleolus. NCBI's taxonomy places the organism in Eukaryota, Metazoa, Arthropoda, Insecta, Coleoptera, Scarabaeidae. Gene Ontology annotation, biological process: Notch signaling pathway; ribosomal large subunit assembly. The record is from RefSeq and is a predicted model, not a curated record. Gene Ontology annotation, molecular function: protein binding.